UGGCGGUAUAAAAGAGCCGCAGCCGCUGCCCGUGGUCCUGAAGACAGACGAGCAACACGCGGGAUCCUCGGGAGGGACGCGUAAGGAGAGACACCGCAACUCGGCAACAAACAAACAACAACAACAGCAGUGACGACACGGAACAUUAGACAACAACAACGGCUGUGAGCGUGAGAGCUGGCACUUGUAGCAGAUCGGAGGCUGACGUGACGAGGAGGGGGACCUGGAAUCCUCCCACGCAACUGCAAACAUUUCUGAUCGCCCUUGCUACUCAUAGCAGGUCCAGUUCUGAGUGGCCAUGACUGGGUACCGUAAUGCCUCAAGUGUCCUUACCCUCCUGGUCCUCCUGACAGGGGCUUCCUUCCUCCAACUGUCCAGCCCCAAUCCUAUCAAAACCCCUGGAGAGAUUCAUAGCCCAUAUAGAAAUACUCCUCCUGGGCUGAUGGUGUCAGGAGAUGGGGAAAGACGGGAUGAGGAGAGACGGUCAUUAAAGAAAGAAGAGGCAGAAGCAGAAGAGGAGCUCUUUAAAGACGUGGAUCCCAAAACACUUGCAGCGGUUUUACUGGAGGCACUAAAUCACUCACAAGUAGAGAGAAGGAUGGAGGGAGAGGCGCACGAAGGGAUAGAAGAAGAGAUCAAAGCCGAGAGAGGGGAGGUUAAAAAAGAGGAGGAAUACAGACAAGUGAGAACGAUGGAAGGAUCCGACCGAGACAGAGAUGGACGACAGGAGUUAGAGCUGCUGAUGGCCACGCAGGGGAGGGAGCAAGAAAGAGAGGAGGAAGAGGAGAGGAAGAAAGCUCAGGAGGAAGAGGAAAGGAUGACUGAAAAGGUGACAAGUCGUACCACAAGUCAGACAGUCCAGGUCCAAACGGAACAGCAGCCCACAAGUCCAGAUAGACAAGUGGAGAAUGAGAAGGGUGCUGCUCCCCAGCAGGGACCAGCCGGCUCUGAACAAGGCAACAAUGAGGAGGAGGAGCAGCUCAGUCCAGAGGAGCUGAGGAGCCUUGAGACCAUGAUGAAGGAGUUUCCUAGUUUGGACACAGCCACUAAGAGGAAUGGGGAUUCAGAGCAAAACCAGAGAGAGAGCCGAGGUUACAGUAACCAAAAUUACAUCAUACCAAUAAAUAAAGGUAGCAACCUUGCCAUGUCGAAGAAGAAACUGAAAUGGCAGGAGGAGACGCAGAAAGCCCUAAGUCUACCAACAUUCAAGGGAGGCAACUUUAUGGAUGACUUCGAUGACAGUAACUAUGGCAAUAAUGCCGCACAGUCUCAGCCUCCAGCAGAGCAGGAGGGGAUGGAAGAAGACGAGCCAGAGGAGGAAAAGGAAGACGAGGAGGUGCUGAGUCCAGAGGAGGAGGAAGUUCGGGCCAAAGCAGAGCAGGAGGAAAUGAGGAGGCAGGCAGCAGAGGCACAGAGAGCCAAGAUGGAGGAAGAGAAGUUAGCCGACAUCGCCUCAGACAUGCUGCUGCGCUACAUGGUCAAACAGAAUAACGGGAACAAGAAGUACAGUUCAUCUCUGUCCAACGCUGCAGAGGACAAGAGGUCUGACGAAGAACAGGAAACGGCCGAGGAGGACGAUAUCGAUCCUCAGACUAUUGACAAGCUGAUCGAAAUUUCCAGCAAGCUACACCUUCCUGCCGAUGACGUGGUGGACAUCAUCAGUGAUGUGGAGAAGAAGAAAAAGAAAGACGUGCCACCUGAGCUCACGUCACGAUGGCAACAACCUCUAACUCCCCUGUCGUCUUCGUUCUCAUCCAACAACGGCUUCUCAACGUCACAGAUUACCACCAAGCAAAAUAGCCCGCCUGUAUCAAAGCUAUCCUCCCCCGCUGCUAAUCUCCUCAAAACCUGGUUCCAGGAGAAAACAUCCGCAAAAUCACAGGAUCGCUGGAGCAAGCCUGUAAACCCUCUGCUAGCCAGUCAAAAUCCAUGGCCCAAACCUCAGAAGGCUUUGUCGGUCAAACAGGACCUCUGGCACAAACCCCCCAAGUCUGUUUGGAGUGGCUACCCUUCUUACCCCUUCGUUUACCCAUUCUACUACCAGAGGAAGCCCUACCCUGACUACUACCCCUUCUAUUAUCCAACUCCCCCCAGACCCAAGCCCCGUUACUACCUCCCCAAACCUGCUCUCACCCGCAACAGCUACCUUGGAAAUUCUGCGGAUGAUGCUAACAGGUUCCCCCCCAGACGUCGUUAUUACAGCUGGAUCCAACCUCGGCUGAAAACCCCACCCGCAGGAAUUCAACAGCAACCCUACUACAGCAGCUACCCCCUCCCGUUAUACCCACGCACAUUUCAGCCAAUUCCCAAACCACGCUCCCCUCCUCGAAUGCCAGUAAUCUCUCCUCAACAGAAGCAGACAUAUUACUCAGGCCUGGCACCGGCAGUGAUGAGGAAAGACGAUUAUUAUGUGGCUGGAAAGCAGUCAGACAGCAGCAGCCGUGACGAUCUGGAGAAGUACAUACAGCAGAUACUCCUGAACAGACCACGGAUGUUGGACUGAAGCACGGACACGAGCGGGAAUAGGGGAAAUGGAAAGGAGGAGAGAUGAACAGGAAAGAGUGUAUUUCUUUAUGUUGCUGAUUGUUCGGUUUUGUUUUUCACACGUAACAACUUUCUUUCUAAUAUUUGGGUUGGUUGUUAUUUGGACAAGGACAAUACAGAGGACCUUUUUUUUCCCAGAAGUAAUCUGGAUAAAAUGAAACUUUGGAGGGGAAAUGAAAAGGAAAGAUACACAUCUACUCUCCUCCUGUGUGAAGGAGGGAGAACCAGGAUGAACGUGGUCCGGUGGAAAGCACGACAUGGCAAAGAAUUGUAUCAUGCAAGAACUUCUCAUCCAAAUUUCCAGCAUGACAACUUUCUCCAUUUGGACAUUUUAAUAUGCCAACAAAGGAGGAUGCUUAAAUAUCUUGUGAUCUGUACCUUUAAAAAAAAAAAAUAUAUAUAUCUAUUUCAGAGUCAGAUGAAUCGUAGGUUGUGAAGACGGCUGGUGGAAUUUCACUGUAAACACACACAAGAAGAACAUUUGUGGGAUUAUCUCAGGCAGGGAAACAUUCUAAAAAGAUUUCAUAACCCAUAAUUCAUCAGAAAAGAAUAUGCACAACUGAGCCAAAAGUAUGUGGACCCCAAACAUUAUAUAUAUAAUAUAUAAACACAACAAAUAGGGGUUCUGACACAGUGGUCAUUCAUCAGCUACACUUACGGCCUCCGCCCCCAAACCAGACCCACAAUUCAGACACAAAAGCUGAAGAGAACACUGAUGUGGGGUCAUGAGGUCUGGCCCGUCCCAAAGGUGUUGGAUGGGGUUGAGGUCAGGGAUCUCGAGCAGGACAGUCAGGUUCUUCUCACCAAACUGGGACACCAUUUCCUCAUGGACAUUUUACGAGUGGGGGGGGGGGUAUCGCUGAGUUGAAACACAACUUGGCUCAGACAAAUUGUCGACACAACAUUGGAAUCUCUAUGAGAGCUAAAAAAUAUCAUUGUAUGCUAGUGUGGGUGUCCAUAUACUUUUGGCCAUAUUAUAUAUAUCAACCCUUGGCCAAUUCACCGUAUAGAAAUAAAAUCAACAUCACACAUAAACUGGGACUGGCCUCAUGUCAAAGUCACUCCCCUGUUCUUGUCUUUUAAAAUGAAUAUAUUUUAUGCAAAUAUAUCAUUUUGUAUUAUUUGUAUAAAAAUGCAGCAAAACAAACCUCAUUAGAGGAGCACCUUUUCAUUACGCAUGGUCACACAUACCCACCAAAGCUCUUUAUCAUGAAAUAUAAUGUACCAAAAAGCUUAUUUCAUACAAGGGCAGUGGAAGCCACGCUAACACCACUGUAAUGGCUCGGAUGACUCACCCUUUUGCAUAACUUCAAUUACCUUGUUGCCAUGGCACCCAAACCCUGGCCAAACUCCAUACAGUUGACACCUACAGAGGAGAAUGCAGAGGUGGAGGCACGCCGUUCUUUUACCAAACAAAUGCAUUUUAAAGGGGGAGACGGAUUCUAUAUUUUCUAUUGUCAAUAAAAUCCCAUGAGAAAAAAAGUAAGAUUGUGUUAGUGGCUUUCCACCCCUGACUGUUGCUCUUAGUCCCAAAGCCUGAGACCUCGUUUUUUAAAACAACGCCCCUCUACGGUUGAAAGAUACCUGCCCAAAGUGUCCCUUAAGCCCAAAGCUCCCAUCAGCGCAAUGAAGACCAGUUUGAUGUGAUCUCACUUAUACAUCAUUUGUUUUUCAUUCAUCAUCAUCAUUACCCCCAGAGUCUAUUUUUAAAUCUUAUUUUUUAAUCAUUUUUCUAAAUGUUUCAUAAUCCUCAUUGAUACAUUUUAUACACUUGUAGGUGGGAAAGUUGUUUCCAAAUUGAGCAGAAAUCUGCUGCCUUACAUGUCACUGUGACAUUCCGCCCAUGGUGCUCUUUAUUUGUCUUCUGUGCCACUUGAUAUCGUCCAUGGGAGAGAGGCUGCGACCUCUUCUGUAAAUGGGAACCCGAUGGGAUGAUGAACACAAAUCUCUGAUUCCCACCGAGGAUGGGAACAGUUUGCUCAUAUUCAGCUGAAUCUGUUCAAGCCGCAGUUUGUUAAUUAUCAUGAAUCAUGCAUCUCACGCCUCGGGUCGGACGACAGUGUUUUAACAAUUAUAAAAUGUGCAAAAAAAGGACUGUACUGCUGAGAUUUCCUUUCUCUUCUUAAAUGGCUACUGAUGAUCAGUAAUCAAUAAACUGUUCUUUUUCUCCCUCUUCCCUGUUUUUCAAAUAUGUCACUGGGAGCUGGAGCAAAUGUUACUCUUCGGACUGUAGGUGUUGUCUGACCUUUGUGGCCGCCUGUUGCUAAGUGACGAGCAAACCUCAGCAUCUGUGUUGCCAGGGCCUGGACAGAAUCAUGGCAUCGACAAUCUAGCAGUGAACAAAUUAGUCAAGGUCAUUCGUCAAACAUAAGAAAGUGAACUGAAUUGAAGAAACAAAGCUUUUUGUACAUUUUGGGUUUUAUUUACCUGCUGUUUUUUUCGAUAAGACUGAUGAGGAAUUUACAGAAUAACAAAGAGAAAGGAAGAUAAAAGGGAUGUGGGGGUAAAGUGUCUGCACGUUUCUCUAUACUUGCAUUUAAAUUCUUUUUUCGUACAAGCAUCAAUUAAAAAAAGCAUUAAAAAAAUCUUAAAGCUAACAGAAACAAUGACAUUGGUGUACCGUAUGAUCAAUGUUUGAGUCAUGUAUGCGGCGAGUAUUGUCCAUGGUCUUUCUAGAUGUACCUUGUUGUAACCAUCGUAAUAAACAUGCGUUUGCUGGAUGUUUAGAGGCGCAUAUCAAUGACUACUUUGGCUGCGCGUAAAGAAAGAAAUAAAGUCAACUAUUUUUAUUACCAAAAA
This is a messenger RNA of Hippoglossus stenolepis (Pacific halibut), 5343 nucleotides long. RefSeq names its product VGF nerve growth factor inducible (gene vgf). Lineage: Eukaryota; Metazoa; Chordata; Actinopteri; Pleuronectiformes; Pleuronectidae. Gene Ontology annotation, molecular function: neuropeptide hormone activity. The coding region runs from base 299 to 2503 and encodes 734 amino acids. The transcript has 2 exons. The record is from RefSeq and is a predicted model, not a curated record.